AUGUUCCUCUAUUCUGGCCGUACGUCAUCACGAUUAGACGAGCUCGGACACUUGCCCGCACCUCGACUUGCACCCAUCUCCGCUCGCCUCCCCACUUCCACAGGUAUUCUUCCCUCACAUGUCUUCUCGUCCGCCUUGAUGCCAGCAUCUGGCACCACUUCCGCUGACUCAUUCCCAGGUCUUAGUAUGACCUCAUACGGUUGGCACAUGCACGCGGACGUCACACCCUCCACUCCAGCUCUC
Protopolystoma xenopodis is the source of this 243-nucleotide messenger RNA. NCBI's taxonomy places the organism in Eukaryota, Metazoa, Platyhelminthes, Monogenea, Polystomatidea, Polystomatidae. The record is from the annotation of a GenBank genome assembly.